Durusdinium trenchii is the source of this 525-nucleotide messenger RNA. The record is from the annotation of a GenBank genome assembly. NCBI's taxonomy places the organism in Eukaryota, Dinophyceae, Suessiales, Symbiodiniaceae.
AUGACGCCAACAUCCGUGUUGGGUCGCCGCGUCAUGGUGGACCACUCAACUGGUUCAGCCUCUGUUGGCAUCGUGGUGAGUCAACGGCUAGACAACUAUGUGCAGGUUGCCAACAGUGCAUGCGAGUGGCAGGAGAAGCUCCUCUGGAUCGCGCCGCAGAGGUACGUGUUCGUUGACGCCGCGCAACCGGCGGCUGAGAGCGAGCGGUGCGUGAGGAGUGGGCAAGGGUCUGAGCAACGUGGUUGGCAGUGGUCAGCGGAAGAAUGGAACGAAUGGUACAGUCAGGAGCCUCGAGGCCGCAGCAGGAGUGCGCACAGAUCAGGAUGGCGUAAAUUGGAAGUUCACGCAGUUCAAGAUGCGCAUGCGCUGCGGAUCGUGCAGCAGCUCAAAACGUUUGGAACCGUGGACACGUACCAUGAUGUUUGGAACAACAAGAUCGUGGCACGCUUUGAUCUGGCGACCCACGCUCGCCAAGCAAUGGCGCAGUAUAGUGCGAUUGACGGUGAGUAUUUGGCUUGGGUGUGA